Messenger RNA from Oldenlandia corymbosa var. corymbosa, 210 nucleotides. The record is from the annotation of a GenBank genome assembly. Lineage: Eukaryota; Viridiplantae; Streptophyta; Magnoliopsida; Gentianales; Rubiaceae.
AUGGAAGUAUUCUGGGAAAUCUUGAUGUGCCUCCCUGUCAAAUUCCUGAUGCGAUUCAAGUGUGUCUGCAAACUCUGGCUAUCUAUGAUUCUGAACCCAUCGUUUGCCAGGAUUUAUCGAGGUGGUUUCAAGGGUCUUCUGCUUACCAACAUUCGGUAUGCUAUUAUUGUGGAAAAUAUUCUUGGAUAUAUAAUAUUGCUACCCGAGAAA